This is a messenger RNA of Daktulosphaira vitifoliae (grape phylloxera), 430 nucleotides long. Its product is annotated as essential MCU regulator, mitochondrial-like. Gene Ontology annotation, biological process: calcium import into the mitochondrion; mitochondrial calcium ion homeostasis. Lineage: Eukaryota; Metazoa; Arthropoda; Insecta; Hemiptera; Phylloxeridae. The record is from RefSeq and is a predicted model, not a curated record. Gene Ontology annotation, cellular component: uniplex complex; mitochondrial inner membrane. The coding region runs from base 153 to 404 and encodes 83 amino acids. The transcript has a single exon.
UCAAGAAUUGCCUAAUCCAAGUCGUCUAUAAGCUUUCAUUUGUUCAAUUGUGCUCUAAUGAAGGGUAGCUUUUUAUAAUUAACCUAAUCGAACAUUAAAAUAUAUUAAUUAAUUAAAAGUAAUUUAUUGACUACUUUUUUUUAAGUUUAAAUAUGAAAACAAUUAUAACAUCAUUUUUAAAACUCCCAAGGCGAACUAAACGACAAAAUGUACGUUUUGCAACUACUUCAUCUACUGGAGCAUUGUUACCUGAACCUCAAAAAAUUCCAUUUGGUAUUCUCGGAGUUAUUUGUACGGUUGUACCUGGAUUAUUGAUUGGCGCUACAAUUAGUAAAUAUAUGGCUAACUUCCUAGAAGAGAAUGAACUAUUUGUACCAUCGGAUGACGAUGACGACGAUGAUUAAAUUUUAGUAAAAAUAUUAAUUAUUAA